Messenger RNA from Drosophila takahashii, 742 nucleotides. RefSeq names its product protein GSKIP homolog. Gene Ontology annotation, molecular function: protein kinase A binding; kinase regulator activity. NCBI's taxonomy places the organism in Eukaryota, Metazoa, Arthropoda, Insecta, Diptera, Drosophilidae. The record is from RefSeq and is a predicted model, not a curated record. Gene Ontology annotation, cellular component: cytoplasm. Gene Ontology annotation, biological process: regulation of canonical Wnt signaling pathway.
CCUUAGCUUUUUCUGUCUAAAUUCAAAUAUAUGUAGUAGUCUCCCAAAAUGGCGCUCGUCCAGAGUGACGAAAUCGACUUUCACGCCCUCCGCGAGGCCGAAAGAAUGGUCGAUUCUUGCCAGGACUUUGCUGACCACUUGAUCGUGGCCGAAUUCCUGCCCCACUGCCGUUGGGUGGCCUACAUCAAUAUUCGCACCUUGGAGCAGGUCAUCUAUUGUGUGGAACUCAGUCGAGCUGGCUAUCGGAUCGUGGCCUAUGACUUUGACCUUGUGGCCGAUGAGGUGGCCAAUUGUGACACCAUCUAUGAGUCGGCCCACCAACUGCUGGCCGGGAUCAGUCCAUUGUAUGGCGAGAAAUAUGGCUUUGGACGAGAGCCUCUGAAGAAGCGAAAGUAGGCGUGGCAUGUGAAGAAUUUGUCUGCUAAUUGCUAAUUGCCGCCCCAAAAAGUGAUAAUUAAGCGUUUUGCAGGUAAAAUGACUUGAUUGCAAUAAUAAAGCCAGAGGCUGUGAGUUGGAUUCGGGGUCUCCCCAUUUGAUUAAUUGCUGCCAAGUGAGCACAGAUAGUAGAGAGGUGGAGAAGGGAGCGAGGAGCUGGGGAGCAGGUUGCCAGUUGAUUGACUCAACUUGGCACUCUCCUCGGACCUUUUGUAGCGAAAAAAGUUAACAAGUUUUUGUGCCGUUCCACUUGACUGCCGCCGUCGAAGGAGGCGAAUGAAGAUGCAGACGGUUGGAGCACCGAGCA